UGUAAAAACCCCGAAGGCGAUUAAGCAACCUUCUACGAGUGUAGUAGUGUUCGCUCACACCUGUUCGCUCUCACCUGGACGUCCAAUUAAAUCCCUAACCCUAGGGCCCCUGGGAGAAAACGAAGAAGUAGAAAGCAGAGAAGAGGGGGGAGAGGAAGAACGUGAAAGACGAACCAGUGAAUCAUGGCGACGGACGUGCUAUCAAAUGGUCCGCAUAGUCUCGGCGGCCCUAUGGAGCCUACUGCUGCUACGCCCCACCUGGUGAUCGACCCCUCUCAAAUUGACGUCUCGAGGGUCGACCUCGAUUCCAUCCAGCUUCCUCCCGGCGAGAACUUCGGCAUCAUAAGCGAUGAUGAGGAUGUGAUCGAGAGUGAGAACCUAGACUUCGAUUCUGGGUUCGAGAACGUCAUUGUAGUCGAUAAUCUUCCUGUUGUCGGCCUCGACAAGUUUGAGAAGCUAGAGGGUGUCAUCCGUAAAAUUUUUGGGCAGAUCGGAACCAUCAAGGAGAAGGGUCUCUGGAUGCCUUUGAAUCAGGAUACCCAGAAGACUCAUGGAUACUGCUUCAUCGAGUUCAGUAGCAAGCAGGAAGCAGAGUCAGCUAAGGAGAAGACAAAUGGCUACAAGCUGGAUAGAUCACAUAUAUUUGCCGUGAAUAUGUUUGACGAUUUUAAUAGAUAUAUGAAAGUUCCUGAUGAGUGGGCUCCUGCUGAAAUCAAGCCAUAUACACCUGGGGAAAACCUACAGAAAUGGUUAACUGAUGAAAAAGCCCGUGAUCAGUUUGUUAUACGUUCUGGCACGGACACUGAGGUGUUGUGGAAUGAUGCACGACAACUGAAGCCUGAACUUGUCUAUAGUCGCCGGCACUGGACAGAGAAGUUUGUGCAGUGGUCCCCUCUAGGUACAUAUUUGGCCACAGUACACAGGCAGGGAGCUGCUGUUUGGGGAGGCGCUGCGACGUUCAACCGGUUAAUGCGAUAUGCACAUCCUCAGGUUCACCUUAUUGAUUUUUCGCCUGGAGAAAAGUAUUUGGUUACAUAUAGCAGCCAUGAACCGAGCAACCCUCGAGAUACACAGACGGUGGUGCUCAACAUUUUUGAUGUGCAAACUGGUAAAGUGAUGCGAGAGUUUAAAGGACGUGCUGAUGAGUUUGCCACUGGUGGAACAGGAGGUUUAGCUGGUGUGACAUGGCCUGUAUUUAGAUGGAGCGGUGGGAGGCAAGCCAAAUAUUUUGCUAGAAUUGGCAAAAAUGCAGUCAGUGUCUAUGAGACAGAGACUUUUGGGCUCCUCGACAAGAAAUCUAUUAAGGUUGAAAAUGUUAUGGAUUUCAGUUGGUCUCCUACUGAUGCCAUCUUGGCGCUGUUUGUUCCUGAGGGAGGUGGUGGAAACCAGCCUGCCAGGGUUAGUCUUCUUCAAAUUCCUGAGAAACAGGAGGUGAGGCAGAAAAAUCUCUUCAGCGUUAGUGACUGCAAGAUGUAUUGGCAAAGCAAUGGUGACUAUCUUGCUGUAAAAGUUGACAGAUACACCAAGACAAAGAAAAGCACAUAUACUGGCUUUGAGCUCUUUCGCAUAAAAGAACGAGAUAUUCCAAUUGAAGUUUUGGAGCUUGAGAACAAAAAUGACAAAAUUAUUGCCUUUGCCUGGGAGCCUAAAGGUCACCGAUUUGCUGUCAUCCAUGGCGAUAGCCCACGGCCUGAUGUUAGUUUCUACACCAUGCGAACUGCUCAUCACACUGGUCGUGUCUCAAAGCUCACUACAUUGAAAGGCAAACAAGCCAAUGCUCUGUAUUGGUCUCCUACAGGCCGCUUCAUUAUCCUUGCUGGCAUGAGGGGUUUCAAUGGCCAACUUGAGUUUUACAAUGUUGAUGAGCUUGAGACCAUGGCAACAGGGGAGCAUUUCAUGGCAACUGAUGUAGAAUGGGAUCCUACAGGGAGAUAUGUUGCCACAUCCGUUACUUCUGUUCAUGAAAUGGAGAAUGGUUUCCAUAUCUGGUCUUUCCAUGGCAAGCUGUUGUACAGGAUACCACGAGACCACUUUUACCAGUUCUUAUGGCGUCCACGGCCACCAACGCUCUUGUCACCAGAGAAAGAGGAGGAAAUUUCAAAGAACUUGAAGAAGUACAGUAAGAAGUAUGAAGCAGAGGAUCAGGAUGUCUCAUUGUUGUUGAAUGAGCAGGAUAGGGAGAAGAGAAGACUACUGCAAGAGGAAUGGGAUGGAUGGCUGAAGGAAUGGAAACAGCUCCACGAAGAAGAAAAGAUAUACCGGCAGGACUUGCGGGAUGGGGAGCCAAGUGAUGCGGAGGAAGAAUACGAGGCUAAGGAAGUGGAGGUGGAAGAGAUCUUGGAUGUUACUGAGGAAAUUGUUAAUUUUGCCGACGAACAGGAGUAAGAGGAGUUAAGACUGAACCCUGCCUUGAUAUCUCGCCGUCCGAAGUUUUGAGUCUAUUUCUACUUUUGUUUCUUGAUAGUCUUUUAAGGUCUGUCGAGCUAAAGCCUCGAUCACUGUUGAGAAUUUCUUUUUGCUGGAGAGCAUCGAAUGUACAAGUACUCGAUGUUUUGCAUAUCUAAUCUAAUGGGAAUCCUUUUAUUA
Molecule: messenger RNA, 2586 nt
Organism: Nymphaea colorata (pocket water lily)
Lineage: Eukaryota; Viridiplantae; Streptophyta; Magnoliopsida; Nymphaeales; Nymphaeaceae
Product: eukaryotic translation initiation factor 3 subunit B-like
Exons: 11
Coding region: 184-2385 (733 amino acids)
Biological process (GO): translational initiation
Cellular component (GO): eukaryotic translation initiation factor 3 complex
Molecular function (GO): translation initiation factor binding; translation initiation factor activity; RNA binding
Source: RefSeq, a predicted model, not a curated record